GAGACUCGAGGAAUAGGGCGAGAUGGAAAAAGAGGGAGAAAGAGGGAAGAGACUGUUCAGACCCAUGCAUGGGAUAUGGGAGACACACACGGGAAGAGAGAUAUAGGGUUUGGGGGCAAGAUGGAGCCAGACUGGGAGGGGAGAAGAGGACUGAAGGUACCAGCGGUAGAGAAAUCUCUACAACGAAGGUGAAACGACCACAGAAAAGAUGUGGCGAAUAACACUGCUAUGAAGCGUUACAAAUACUUCUUCAAGACCCUGCUUUCAGUUCUUCGGGGGUACGUACACAGGAGUAGAAAUGCUGGCUCCUCUGAAAACCCUUCCCAGAGCCUCUCCCCAGUCAUGGACAGCCCCAGUCUUCGAGAGCUCCAACAGCCUCUGCUGGCAGGUGUGGGCUGUGGGCCCCCCAUCCAGAAGCCUGGUGAGCCCCAGCUGGGGCCUCCCUUUGGAGAGACAGCCUUUGCAGAGUCCCUGAGGGGUUGGCAGCUCCUCCCACCACCUCUUCCCACUGUGAGCGCUGGCCUUGGGGAGCCAGGGCCCCCUGACCUUGAGGAUGCAUCAUCCAGUGACAGCGACUCGGACUGGGAUGGGGGCAGCCUUCUCUCCCCGCUCCUACCCCACGACCACCUUGGCUUGGCCGUCUUCUCCAUGCUCUGCUGUUUCUGGCCUGUGGGCAUCGCUGCCUUCUGCCUGGCCCAGAAGACCAACAAGGCUUGGGCCAAGGGGGACGUCCAGGGGGCAGGGGCUGCCUCCCGCCGCGCCUUCCUGCUGGGGGUCCUCGCCGUCGGGCUGGGCGUGUGCACAUAUGCGGCCGCCCUGGUGACCCUGGCCGCCUACCUGGCCUCCCGAGAGCCGCCCUAGUUGCCCGCGCGGCCCUCACUGUGAAUCAGGGGCCGGCACCGGGCGCGUCGGCGGGCAACGUGGAGAAUCCGGGUGGAUGAGGCGGCGGCAGCAGCGGCCACCGCCUCCUUCCUGGCCGCCACAACGAGAUUAAACUCCAGACACUCUCGCAGCCAAACCUGUGUCUGUGUGUGUAUGUGUGCGAGGGUGCGGAGACCAGGAAGGGGCAGGCUGUCCCCAGGGUGCUCCGUGACAACUCGGAGCUGGAG
Lynx canadensis (Canada lynx) is the source of this 1109-nucleotide messenger RNA. RefSeq names its product transmembrane protein 91 (gene TMEM91). The transcript is spliced from 5 exons. The record is from RefSeq and is a predicted model, not a curated record. Lineage: Eukaryota; Metazoa; Chordata; Mammalia; Carnivora; Felidae. Gene Ontology annotation, cellular component: membrane; intracellular membrane-bounded organelle. Bases 229 to 861 code for a protein of 210 amino acids.